GCAGUGGCAUGAUCAUGGUUCAGUGCAGCCUUAAACUCCUGGACUCAAGCAAUCCUCCCACUUCAGGUUUCCGAGAACCUGGGACUGCAGGUGUGCGUCAUCAUGCCCAGCUAAUUUUUGUAGGUCUCACUUGUUGUCCAGGCUGGUCUCCAACUCCUGGGCUCAAGCUAUCCUCCGCCUUGGCCUUCCAAAAUGCUGGGACUAUAGGCAGGAGCCACGGUGCCUGGCCAUGCCCGAUGUUUCUUACUGCAGUUGCUGAUAAUGUGGUUUUUGUUUUUUCUAUACAUCUGUGUUUUGGUGGUGUGUUUAACAUCUGUCUUUUCCCAGACUGUCGCCUCCCGGAAAGCAGGAAACUUGUCUGUUUUGCCUCCACGUUAUCCCCGCAACACCUCGCACAGUGCCUGGCAAACAUAGGAGCUCAACAGGGUUUGCGGAAUUAUCACGUGUAUAUCUGAAGGAAGGAGGCUGGCAGUGUGCCCAAGGUGUGAGGGUAGCCUCGCUCUCUAAGGUCCCAGUGGCUUUAAAGCUGUCUUCGAGAAAGUCAGAGGGACAGGGGGACACUUGUUUUCCUUCCUUUCUUCCCUCCCUCACUUUCUUUUCUUCCUUUCUCUCUCUUUUUGCUUUCAAAUAUUUUGAAAGGACACUUUGAGCCAAGUCUGAGUGUCUCGGGCAGGGCUGGGGCGCGGGUGCUGGCAGGCACCGGAGAGGCGACAUCUGGCCCUGGGAGGAUUUGUUUGAAAGUUCGAGGCCGUUCGCUCGGGGUCAAGGUCAGUCCGGCGGGCGUUCGGGGACCAGCUCCGUCGUGCCAGGACCGUUUCCGGGGCCCGGCCAGGGCAUUGCCGCGGGGACUGGGGCCGGCGCAAGUGCUGAGUCACACCCCGCCCGGGAGCGCCUCCGGACGGCAGCUCCGGAAGACGACAAAGCGGGAGCGGGAGCGGAAGCAGCGGCCGGAGUCGAAGCGGGAGAGGGAGCGAGCGUGCCUCAACGGCAGUGCCUGAUUCGAGAUGGGGUCCCAGGUCUCGGUGGAAUCGGGAUCUCUGCACGUGGUGAUUGUGGGUGGGGGCUUUGGCGGGAUCGCAGCGGCCAGCCAGCUGCAGGCACUGCACAUCCCCUUCACGCUGGUGGACAUGAAGGACUCCUUCCACCACAAUGUGGCUGCUCUCCGAGCCUCCGUGGAGAGAGGAUUCGCCAAAAAGACUUUCAUUUCUUACUCAGUGACUUUUAAGGACAACUUCCGGCAGGGCCAUGUGGUGGGGAUAGACCUGAAGAACCAGACGGUGCUGCUACAGGGUGGCGAGGCCCUGCCCUUCUCGCAUCUUAUCCUGGCCACGGGCAGCACUGGGCCCUUCCCGGGCAAGGUUAACGAAGUUUCCAGCCAGCAGGCUGCUAUCCAGGCCUAUGAGGACAUGGUGAGGCAGGUCCAGCGCUCACGGUUCAUCGUGGUGGUGGGAGGAGGCUCGGCUGGAGUGGAGAUGGCAGCAGAGAUUAAAACAGAAUAUCCUGAGAAAGAGGUGGGGGAGGCUGCCUUGCCUUGGAACUCUAAGUGGUUGGCUUUUUUCUGCAUUAUCUUAGGAACAUCAGGAAUUUGCUCAGGGCAGAGAAGGCUGGAGCUCUACUCACCUAAACUGGGAGUCACUCUGAUUCACUCCCAAGUGCCCCUGGCCGACAAGGAGCUCCUGCCCUCCGUCCGGCAGGAAGUGAAGGAGAUCCUCCUCCGGAAGGGCGUGCAGCUGCUGCUGAGUGAGCGGGUGAACAAUCUGGAGGAGCUGCCUCUCAAUGAGUAUCGAGAGUACAUCAAAGUGCAGACAGACAAAGGCACAGAGGUGGCCACCAACCUGGUGAUUCUCUGCACUGGCAUCAAGAUCAACAGCUCCGCCUACCGCAGUGCGUUUGCUCAGACUUUAAAUUCAGUGAGGGUCUACCCUUGCUGAGCUCUCAGCUGUGACAAUGUCUCGGCUCCAGGUGGCCAAGGUGACCAGAAUCUUCCGAAAUCAGGACUGCCCCCUAGUGGUAAGAGGUGGCAGUGGGCUCCAGAGAGAUGAGCAAGGUUGGUGUUCUGUUUCUUUCCCCGUCAGCUGGGUACAGUGGAAAUUCAGGGUCAGGCCUUCCUCUCUUGGCAGGUGUGCCGCUGCCCCCAAAUCCAGAUCCAAACAUUUAGUCUCUUGAGCUUGGAUUGAUUGGGGAGUGGGGUUGAUAACAUGGCCUCAUUUCUUAAAGCUCAGUAUUUGUGUAUUUAGCAGGCUGGAGGUGGCAGAGGUGGACUGAUGUGUGUUUAAGCCUCUAUUUGUGAGUGGGAGACUCAGUGGCCAGGCCCAGUGGUUGCUUUGUGUCCUCAGGUUCCCGUCAUUUACUCUCAAAUGCCCUUCCCUGACAAGGAGCUCCUGCUUUGUAUCCAGCAGGAAGUAAUGAUCCAAUCCCAAGAAAAGAAAGCCGGUCUAGGCCUGUGUAGCAAUGGGGUUGAGGGCUUAUAAUGGACAGAGAUCCCAGAAAUUAAUACCUAAUUGUCUUAAUGUUGUGUUUUCAAAUACAAGUUUUUAAAAAGUCCCUUUAGAAAAGCAGUUUGUCAUUUAUUAAAGCUCUGCAUUUAUUUUUAAUGCUUCAGUUUUGUUUUUUAUUUUUUGAGACAGAGUCUGGCUCUGUCAUCCAGGCUGGAGUGCAGUGGCAUGAUCUUGGCUCACUGCAACCUCCACCUCCUGGGUUCAAGCAACUCUCGUGCCUCAGUUUCCUGAAUAUCGGGGAUUACAGCUGUACUCCACCAAGUCCAGCUAAUUUUUGUAUUUUUAAUAGAGACGGGGUUUCAUCGAGUUGGCCAGGCUGGUUUUGAGCUCCUGGCCUCAAGUGAUCCACCUGCCUUGGCCUCCCAAAGACCUGGGAUUAUAGGUGUGAGCCACCAUACCUGGCUUGCAUUCAUUUUUUAAAUCUCACCUGCAUUCAAAAGUAAAUUCAAGACUCAGCAAAUCAUUAUAACUUGCACAGAGUUAUGUACAUUGUGUUGACCCAUUUCCACCCUGGCAUCAGCAACCUUGCCUCUGUGAGGAGGAGACUUCAGGCGGGAACAAAUUAGCUGGGAGGGUGGCCUCUAGGGCAGGCACCUCCAGGGGAUGGUCAUGCCUCAGGAGGGUGACCUGACCAGCACCUAUUGACCAAUGCUUAGAGCUCACCCUCACCGUCUCCUGGUGGCCACUUACCACAGCAGCUCAAU
This is a messenger RNA of Callithrix jacchus (white-tufted-ear marmoset), 3202 nucleotides long. RefSeq names its product AIF family member 2, ferroptosis suppressor (gene AIFM2). Gene Ontology annotation, molecular function: flavin adenine dinucleotide binding; electron-transferring-flavoprotein dehydrogenase activity. Gene Ontology annotation, cellular component: cytoplasm; mitochondrion. The record is from RefSeq and is a predicted model, not a curated record. Gene Ontology annotation, biological process: positive regulation of apoptotic process; apoptotic mitochondrial changes. Lineage: Eukaryota; Metazoa; Chordata; Mammalia; Primates; Cebidae.